GCCACAUCAAUGCGGACAACACGUAUAUUAACUCAACAACCCAGUCGACAUAUCUCUAGGAGGGAAUUAUUCAAACACAGAACCAGAUAAAACAGAAAUGGCAAGCUCGCCACCGGCGAUAAAUAUGAGAUCGGCCGGCGGGAAUAGAGAGAAAAGUACGAAGGGGAUGAAGGGGCAAUUCAGAGUGUGUUUCUGUUUCAGGAGGAUGUUCAGGGUGAAGGUGGGAGAGCCGCCGGAAGAAGUGAAAGAAGUGUUCAACAAGUACUCAACCAACGGCUCAAUGAGCGCGGACGAGCUUCUCAAGUUCUUGGUAUUGUUUCAAGGAGAGAGAGAGGCCACCAAGGAAGACGCGCAGUCUAUAUUUGACAGUGUCAAGCAUCUGAGCUUUUUUCACAGACGAGGCCUUCAUCUUCAUGCCUUCUUCCGUUACCUCCUGGGCGAAGGCAACCAUAACGGCCCCUUACGUCAGGUAAAGCAAGACAUGGAUGCUCCAUUGGCUCAUUAUUUCAUGUACACAGGACAUAACUCCUACUUAACUGGCAAUCAAAUUAGCAGUGAUAGCAGCACCGAACCCAUCAUAUCUGCUUUAAAGAAAGGUGUUCGAGUGAUUGAGCUCGAUCUGUGGCCUGAUGGUCGAGGCGAGGAUGCUGAAGUUCGUCACGGAGGGACUUUGACAGCUCCAGUGGAGCUGAGAGAUUGCUUGGAAGCUAUCAAAGAACAUGCCUUUGAAGUUUCUGAAUAUCCUGUGGUCAUCACUUUUGAGGACCAUUUGAGUUCUCUUCUUCGAACCAAAGUCGCUAGGAUGGUGAAAGAAAUUUUUGGACAGAUGUUGUAUUAUCCGGACUUAAGUUAUGCGGAACAAACAGAGUUUCCAUCUCCGGAGUCUCUCAAGGGAAAAAUCAUGAUUUCGACGAAACCACCAGAAUAUCAUGACCAUACGGGAGAUAUAUCAGACGAGGAUAUUGAGGAGGAUCUUACAGAAUAUAGGAAUCUGAUAGCCAUUCAUGCUGGGAAGCCCAAGGGCGGUGUGGAACAUUGGUUUGCCCCUCAAAGUCAAGUGAAACGUGUUAGCUUGAGUGAGCAAGAACUUGAAAACGUUGCUGUUACUUAUUCGACUGAUAUUGUCAGAUUUACCCAAGACAAUUUGCUGAGGAUAUACCCAAAAGGUACGCGUCUAGACUCAUCUAACUAUAACCCCAUGAUUGGAUGGACCCACGGAGCUCAAAUGGUGGCAUUUAACAUGCAGGGACAUGGGAAGUAUCUAUGGAUUAUGGAAGGCAUGUUCAGAGCCUAUGGCGGGUGUGGCUAUGUUAAGAAACCAGACAUCCUCUUGGACGAAUAUGACAUUUUUGAUCCUUCCGCCACCGAUGAUCUCCCUGUCAAAGAAACUCUGAAUGUAAUGGUGUACAUGGGGGAAGGGUGGCAUUCAGAUUUUAGAGGAACGCACUUCGAUUUCUAUUCACCUCCAGAUUUCUUUGUCAAGGUGGGCAUAAGUGGAGUUGCAGCAGAUUCGACCCAUAUGAAGAGGACGAAGGCCAUAGAGGACCAGUGGGUGCCUGUUUGGAACGAGGAAUUUAGGUUUGAUUUGAGAGUUCCGGAACUGGCAAUUCUUCGAAUUGAGGUGAUGGAGUAUGACACUUCAGGCAAGCACGACUUUGGGGGCCAAACAUGUCUUCCAGUGUCUCUCAUCAAGUCCGGCAUUCGAGCCGUUCCCUUGUACGAUCGCAAAGGUCGAAUUUACCCCGCCGUCAGGCUUCUCAUGGGCUUUCACUUUGCUCAUCAUGACUCUAUUUUGUACUAGUUCGGUCAUUCUCAUCUUAAUUCAUUUCAACUUCAAGAUUUCUUCUGCAUUAAUUCAUUAUGCAUUGUGUUGUUUGAUUUGAUUGAUCAUGCUUUCCUCCCUAAUCACCUUUUCUGAUUCGUUACAUGUAUAAAUAUUGAAUUUCGCUUUUCUUA
This is a messenger RNA of Neltuma alba, 1956 nucleotides long. RefSeq names its product phosphoinositide phospholipase C 2. Bases 98 to 1801 code for a protein of 567 amino acids. NCBI's taxonomy places the organism in Eukaryota, Viridiplantae, Streptophyta, Magnoliopsida, Fabales, Fabaceae. Gene Ontology annotation, molecular function: phosphatidylinositol-4,5-bisphosphate phospholipase C activity; calcium ion binding. Gene Ontology annotation, cellular component: plasma membrane. The transcript has 9 exons. Gene Ontology annotation, biological process: lipid metabolic process; release of sequestered calcium ion into cytosol; phosphatidylinositol-mediated signaling. The record is from RefSeq and is a predicted model, not a curated record.